CUUCUUCAGGAGCAAUCUUUAUUGUUUAGAUUAAUGACAGUGUCGAGAAAGAAGAAAAUUAAAAGUUUCUAAGCUCUUUUCCCACAUUUUAAUGUUCAGAAAUAAUUUAAUAAUAGUUGAUAAAAAUCCUGUGAGCGUUGACAGUUCAGGCAGUAAGAAUUUUGGAAAUGGAAAUAAUGCAGAUAGAGAGAUCAUGAAUGGUCAUCAUGGACGCACAGAAAGUGAGGAUCAAAAGGAAUGAAGCACAGGGUUCAUUCAUAAUAAGAAUUUUAAAGCAGCAGAGUCUUUAUCAAACACGAUUUUGGCAAAAUAAAUUAGAUAAAGAGAGACCUCAAUAUUAUGGAGGAGAUGAGUCUUAUGAGUCUCAAGACAAUCAUUUUGAUAUAGAUAACCUUCCUGAACACCCCAAGAGGGGUCAUUGAGCACACCAGAACUGAAAUACUCCAGAGAAUGAGGGAGGAGAAUCAAUGAAUUAUUAUAUCUCAAUGACUGAAGAAGAACUGGAGAGUCACGGAAUAACUGGCUGCAGGAAGAAAUUAGCAGUAUUUUUGCAAGAUUUGGGGGUUGGCUAUAUCUCCUCCUCUAUUAUCAUUCUUUACGCUCUAUAUAUUCUUGUGUGGCUAGCAAUAGAAUCUGAGUUUUAUGAGAGCAACACAACUGUUGUAGUUCUAGAAAUUAUUGAGUUAGUUACCUUAUGAAUAUUUUCAUUAGAGAUAUUUAGCUUUUUACUCUCAUUUGGCCUAAAAUUGUAUUUUAAAGAUCUUUUGAACCUAUGAGAAAUAAUGGUAGUUAUUGCACUAAUCACCGCAAUCGUUCUCGACCUCGUUGAUAGGGAUGACUUCAGAGUAAAGGGUCUCUUUAGAUGAUUGAGAGUUACAUUGGUAUUCCUCAGACUUCGAAUAAUGAUAGUAUUUUAUUUUGGUAGAAGAAAAACUAAUUCAAAGAUCGGAGCUAUUUCAAACGUUGAUAAAAUAAAAGACAUUCUGAAAAGUCUCAAAAGAAGAGUUGAGAACCCUGAGCAUAAAUCAGAGAUAACUUUCUGCUUAAGAAUGCUUACCUCAGAAGAACCCCAAAGUCCUAGUGAUAACAAUAUUCCUAACGAAAAUAUGAAGAAAGUUGAAAACAAACAGGAUUCUCUAUCAUGGGCAAGGAAUAACUCUUUAAAAAUGAAUAGCGCAAGAGGUUUACUGGAGAAAAGGAGAAAUUUCAAAGAUAGGCUUUCCAAUUCUAAAAUUAUGAAGGAAAUUGGAAUCAAUUCUAAAGUUAAAGACAUCUUAAGAGAUGUCGAUCAACUUUCCUUUGAUAUUUUUGCAUUAAGCCGAGAAACUAGUGGUAAUGAAAUGGUGGUUUGAUCAACUUAUAUCAUGGAAAAACACAACCUUUUUGAGGAGUGAAUGAUCGAUCCCAAAACAUUUUGAAGAUUCAUCUCGAGCAUCCAGUCAGGAUAUCAUGAUAUUGCCUAUCAUAACAAGAUUCAUGGAAUGGAUGUUGGAAGACUCGCAUAUUAUUACUGAACUAAUUGAGACUUGAUGUCCAAAGCUCAACUUGAAGUAUCUGAUUUAGCAGCUUUGGUAAUUGGUGGAUCUAUUCAUGAUUUUGAACAUCUGGGAUGGAAUAAUGCUUACUUGAUUGAAACACAGCAUGAUUGGGCAGUUACUUACAAUGAUAUAUCUGUUUGAGAGAAUCAUCACGUAGCUGCAGCUUACGACCUUAUUCAAAAUAAGCCAGGGUGAAAUAUUUUUGAGAACAUGAACCUCGAAGAUUUUAAGAACUGGAGGAAGAUGAUUACCAAGAUGAUAAUAGCAACAGAUAUGGCCUUACACUUCGAUUAUGUAAAGAAUUUUAAGAAUCUUUUCAAUGAAGAGCAAAUAGACCUUAGUAAGAGAGACAACAAAAUAUUUAUCAGUAGCAUGUGAUUACAUGUCUCAGAUCUCACCAAUCCCACCAAACUAUGGGAUGAGUCUUAUAAAUGGACUCUCCUAGUUUAUGAAGAGUUCUUCGUACAAGGGGAUCAUGAAAAAGAAUUAGGACUUCCCGUUGGAGAUCUUAAUGAUCGCAAAUGAAUCAAUUUAGCAAAAUCACAAUGCGGGUUUAUAGAUUUUAUAGUGCAGCCAACAUUUGAAACUUUCACUCUUUUACUACCUAAAGCCCAAUCCCAUGUUGAUCAAGUAAAGGCAAAUAGGGAGAAAUGGAACUCUAUGAUAAAAGAAUGAGAUAAGUUAAGAGAAAAUGGCAAUUUCCUGAUGAAAGAAUUUAUGAAAACAGAGCAAGAAGAAGUAGAUGAUGAUUCUUAUAAGAAAGAUAUGGAAGAUAAUAAGAGAACAGCCGAUGUGCCAGACAAAUAUUAA
Molecule: messenger RNA, 2348 nt
Organism: Moneuplotes crassus
Lineage: Eukaryota; Ciliophora; Spirotrichea; Euplotida; Euplotidae
Source: the annotation of a GenBank genome assembly